CUCUCUUCCUCUCUUCUUUCUCUUAAUCUCUCUGCCCAAAAGAACAAAGAAACAGAUACUCUUCUCCUUCAUUCUAUACAAUCAUCCUCCUUGUUUCUACACAGAGCAAACACAAAUCUCUAGAUUUGAUUCCCAAACAGAUACUCUUCGAUUACUAGAAGAAAAAAAUCCUAGCUAUCUCUUUCACGCCGUACCUUGCAUACUCUCUUUCAUUCUGGUUUCUAGAGACCUACAAAAGCUUAGCCGUUCAUCACUUUCUUCGAUCUACAAUCAUGUACUUCGAUCUAUAAAAUAGUUUCUUUUCUUACCGUGAUAAUCGAAGAAGAGUACAACAGAAAUCAGUGAAGAUAUUUUGGUUAGAAGCUAUUCUUCCAUUUGGAAUUCUCGUGGAUUUCUAAAGGAUUUUGGUUUGAAGGAGAAGUUUAUUCUUUUCCUUCGAUUACUUAUGAGAAGAUGGACAGCAUUCCUGUUGUGGGUGACAAAUCUACUGCCAAGAAAGGUCAUCAAAGAGGAGAUGGAGAGAUCUUUCAGAAACACAAAUAUGAAGUCAUUAAAUCAUUCGUCAUAUUUGAGACUGCAAGUCUUGCCAGAGGAUUACUGGGAUUUGGAUGACAAGUUAUCUUGUCUGACAGACUUAUCUCUUGGUGAUCUGAAGGCAUUUAUCCCGGAGCUUCUUUCUGAGGUACAUUAGUCAGUGCUCACCUAAUUACUUUCUUGUCCUCUGACCAAAGCUACUGCGAUGACCAAUGCAGGCAUCUCUUACACAUGACAUGUCCUGCAAUAGGUCCGAAUUCAAUUGUUGAACACGUAAAAUUCAGAACUAAUUGAAUGAACUUAAUUUCAUUUUUGUCUACUUCUGUUUAUCCUAAUAAUAUCAGAUGUUCUAGCUCAAACUUAAAAGACUACGCCACGUGUUUUGGCAUGCAUGUUCAAAUUGGAUUUUUUGUGAUUGAAUCGUGCGCAAGGUGUUAUUAUGAACA
Papaver somniferum (opium poppy) is the source of this 980-nucleotide messenger RNA. Its product is annotated as nardilysin-like. Gene Ontology annotation, molecular function: metal ion binding. Gene Ontology annotation, cellular component: cytosol. NCBI's taxonomy places the organism in Eukaryota, Viridiplantae, Streptophyta, Magnoliopsida, Ranunculales, Papaveraceae. The coding region runs from base 446 to 691 and encodes 81 amino acids. The record is from RefSeq and is a predicted model, not a curated record. The transcript is spliced from 4 exons.